CCUCCCAAACCAACCAUUUCUCCAAAUUCACCCAUUAAUCCCUUCAGCUCCACUACCCCACCUCUUCAGGAAUAUGGACUACUUCCUCCUUUUUGUUUUACUCUUGGUUAUCUUUGAGUAUCCCUUGACAUCAAGCACUCCUGAAUUGUACUACAGAAGCUGUAGUAAUCAGUUCAGGUGUGGGAAAAUUGUUGCAGAUUUUCCAUUCUGGGGAGGGGAGCAAAGACCUAGUUACUGUGGCUAUCCAGGGCUUAAACUCCAGUGUGAGAAUGAUACCGCUUUUAUAAAAAUUGAUGGGGUUCGAUAUCGAGUUCUGGCGAUUGAUCCGCCCUACAACCACAACAAAAUGAGGAUUGCAAGGGAGGACUAUGAGGGUGGACUCUGUCCCCGGAAUAUCCAGAACACAACCCUGGAUACUACUCUCUUCGUCAUUUCUCUGGGUUAUAUACCUCUUACAUUACUCUAUGGCUGCCCGAGUUUCUUUCCAUUUGACCUCCUUGCAAACUUCAGUUGCAAUAAUGUUUUCCAUUCAAGCAUUGGACUCAUCGUACCAGGAGUUACUGGUCCUCUGGUUUGUUCUGCUAGCGUCACUGUGCUGGUUCAUAUAUCUGCCUCCACAGGAAAGGAGAUCGAACAAGCCUUAAAAUAUGGAUUUGAAGUUGAGUUGAAGGUGGAUGACAAAGCGUGUCAGAAGUGCCUAGAUUCCAAGGGAAAGUGUGGCAUUGACAACAAUCAAACGGUUUGCUACUGUCUGGGAUCAAGUACUUCACUUGCAGAAUGCCCUCCCCCUCCUGCUAACGUGCCUGCUACCAUUUCCCUUCCAGCGCUGCCACCACCACCACCACCAGCACCAGCAGCAGCCAAUAAGUCAGGUAAGUACCUUUAUUUCAAGGUACUCUUAUAGAAGAAAACACUCAACUUAGAUUCUUACUGGUUUUUACACUGAAUUUCCUUCAUCUUCUGCAUAUUAAAUUUGUUAAGCAUAGAGAAAUCCUGCUGACUAUGUAGCGAAGACUGAUUCAAAAGCUUCAUCUACCAAACCAUCACUUUCCCCUUUAUUUUAAGUGGUACCACACCAUCACACCAAGCAUUUAAUUUUUAGUGGUUUAUCACAAUUAUACAGCAGCCAACCAUAAAAGCUUUAGGUAAUAUGUCUGUUCUUAGGUAACUAAUAUGGACAACUAUCCAUUGCCACCCACUGCCUCAUGGACCAUUCAGUCGGUGUGCCUAAGGUCAAAAGGAGACACCCAUACAAUAAAGAAAAGAGCCUUCUUCAUCCCACCAAAAGGAAAAGGGAAAGAAAAUGUCUAAAAAGGCAAUUUCUUGGUUCAUAUUCUGCAAUUAAACAUGAAUAAUCUUUUUCCUCAUAAAAAAACAUGAAUAAUCUUUGUCUUGUUGC
Messenger RNA from Rubroshorea leprosula, 1399 nucleotides. Lineage: Eukaryota; Viridiplantae; Streptophyta; Magnoliopsida; Malvales; Dipterocarpaceae. The record is from the annotation of a GenBank genome assembly.